AUGGACUCCUUUACCACCCCCAUUAGAACUUCAGACUUUGUUUUACCCCCGAGAGUCUUUGACCGUCCACGGAGAAAACAUUACAUCAGCGACAGUUCUGAGGAGGAGGUUGUGACCGCGGGGAGCCCUUUGGCCCAGCCAUUGUUGGAUAUGCCGGAAUCUGACCCCGAAACUCUUGUGAGACAUCCCAAAGAGCCUGAUGGCCUCUCUUUGUCCAACCCCUCAGAUCGCCACUUGGGAGAGUCACCGGUGGACAAGGCAAAUGGAAAAGAUGGCACUCAGCAGCUCAAUGAUGCCUUUCUAGAGGACCCAGAGCCCCUGGACAGCGUUGCAUCAAGCAGCGAAGAUGAACCGGGCCCACCAUGUUUUUGCUCAACACCAAUACAAAUUGUUGAAGAGGGCUCCGAGGAUGAUGGGUUUGAAGAGUUUAGGAGGAGGCUAGGCACAGAACUGUCCGAGCCAGUGCCACGUCAUGAGCGUAAAAAAGUUAUGCGGAUUAUUGUACGCGUUGCUGUUUAUGCUGUCCUUAAACACUGCCUUAGGGAAAAGCUUUUUGAAGAUUGUGAGGGCUGUGUCAUAGAUGCGCCAGCCCAACGGCACCAUGACUGUGUGACUUGGACUUCAGUGGAUAUAAACUGCAAGCUCCGGGCCCUGUGUGCUGAGCUGUGUUUGGAAAGCUUACUAAACACUGUUAUUGCCAUAGGUUAUGCUAUGCAAUGUCUGUGCCUAACCCAAGAACAUUUAGCACAAGGGGUGACUUUGAUAAAUGCUGUGCAAUUCAGUGGAGACCCUGACCGUGUUUUAAAGAAAAUGACCAAGCCGGAAGAUGCCUGCUUACAACGUUAUAUUGACUGUCUAGUUCGCACAAGAAGUUACAGAACCCUGCUUAAGAAAAAGACUAUUUGUAAGAAAUCUAAAAGGAUUAAGUUAGAGAAUGGUGAGGGUGCAAACAUGCGAUAUAAAACUUGGUAG
This is a messenger RNA of Gopherus evgoodei (Goodes thornscrub tortoise), 972 nucleotides long. RefSeq lists its product as uncharacterized. NCBI's taxonomy places the organism in Eukaryota, Metazoa, Chordata, Testudines, Testudinidae. The record is from RefSeq and is a predicted model, not a curated record. Bases 1 to 972 code for a protein of 323 amino acids. The transcript is spliced from 2 exons.